Nerophis lumbriciformis (worm pipefish) is the source of this 1868-nucleotide messenger RNA. RefSeq lists its product as uncharacterized. Lineage: Eukaryota; Metazoa; Chordata; Actinopteri; Syngnathiformes; Syngnathidae. The record is from RefSeq and is a predicted model, not a curated record.
CCCCACGGCGUCUGCCGACCCACUGGAGAGGAAACUCUCGCACUAGAGGAUUUACAAAAGGUUUCAAAGGGCGCCAUGUAUCGCACCAGAGUCCAGACAUCGCCCAUGCGACGUGGCGAUGUGUUAUUGCUCCGUGGAGGGGGCGUAAAUUCCGUGGUUUGGACUCAGAAGGGGGCGGAGCCCACUGAAGAUUGAGCGAGCAGCUACCUAAACACGACAGCUUUAAUUCAGGUCAACCAUGAAAUAAUCUUGUAAUAAAUCCAUGUAAAAGUUCAAAAAGCCGCUUUAAUUCAGGUUAACAUUUAAAUAAUCUUGUAGUAAGUCUAAAUACAAGUUCAUAGAGUAGUGUGAAAACAUUCAACAUGGCUGACACCUGAAAAGACGAGAGCGGCUGAUUGCUCCUCUCGCAUUGGCUGAGGCGGGUCACGUGACGAAGCUGCCCCCACCCCACCCCAAAUUGUCUUUUUAAAAGACCCAAGUUUUUAGUUCUUAAAGUCAAAAAAACAGACUUUCGAAACAAUGAGCUUCCCUGUUGUGGACUUCAGCGCCUUCACCCUCGACGUGGAAGACAUUUGUCCGGCAGACUUGGACCGCCUGAGCAGGGACGUGAAAGAAGCUUUUACCCGAGUGGGCUUCGUCUUUUUGGACAACACAGGCGUCACGCAGGCGGAGGUGGAUGACGUCAUGGAAGCUUCCCGAAGGUUCUUCCUGCAGCCAGACCGCUUCAAGAAGGCAUUCAUCAGGAAAAGCGUGCCCAACUGUCCCCUGCACGGCUGGAUCCCCAUGGAGACGGAAAGGGUGGAUCCAGGAACACCAGCAGCAGAUCUAAAAGAGUCGUUCAACAUGACUUCACUACAUCCUGACAUAAAAUGGCCCCCCUCUGAGGUUGUGGCGGGAUUCCAGGAGACCAUGACUGCCUUUUACCAGCGCUGCAAAGAGCUAAGUCUGCGGAUUUUGAAGGUGAUAGCCCACGGUCUGGACCUGGACCCCAACGUGUUCCUGAGCGCUCACCGCCUGAUUGGAAAUGAUGAGAACCCAACAACGCUCCGUUCCAACUACUACCCUCCGGUCCACAGAGAAGUGGCCAAGGAGGGCCAGCUGAGAUGUGGCCAGCAUUCCGACUACGGGAGCAUUACCUUGUUGUUCCAGGAUUCUGAAGGUCUGCAGGUGCUGGAAGGUUCUGGUGAGUUCAUCACUGCUCCUUGCAUCCCCGGGGCCAUACUGGUCAACAUCGCUGACAUGAUGCAGCGUUGGACCAGCGGCCAGUUUGUCUCUCUGGUCCACAGAGUCGUGCUGCCCCCUGCUGGCGACUCCACCACACGGCAGUCUCUGUCUUUCUUCCUCAUGCCGGACGACAAAGCCGUUGUCGUCUGCGCUGACGGAUCCGACAAGUACCCGCCGGUGCAGCUUGGCGCCUACGUCGCUGAGCGCUUGGGCUACAUGUACGCCCAGUAGCGCUAGCGCCGCCUGUGUUGGACGUCGCUGCACUGCUAGGUGAUGAUUUUGGUGAUGGUUUGUACGCGCGUGUGAAAAGUUGCAGCCUCGUUCACUUUAUUGCCACGGGGAGACAUGACAUGGUGGAAUGUACAGGAAGUGCUAGUUGCACAAGACAUUGGCACUCAUUGCAAACAUUGGUAUUAAAGUAGUCUUCAUUGCUGUGGUUGUCAUGACAACGGUAGCCAUAUUGAACUUAAUAACAAUAAAAGCCAAAUGGAAACUUUGUGGUAAAUAAAUCAAAAGGUGUGCAGUUUGGCGGCCGCUUUGAAAAUAAUAAUAAAGACAAUUCUUCCAUCAGCUACAUGAUUGUCAGACUUUAGGCGUAAAUAAACGCCAUUAGCUGGCAUGAAUAAAUACAUAUUUGAAAUCAA